Molecule: messenger RNA, 1278 nt
Organism: Menidia menidia (Atlantic silverside)
Lineage: Eukaryota; Metazoa; Chordata; Actinopteri; Atheriniformes; Atherinopsidae
Source: the annotation of a GenBank genome assembly
CUGCUGCUCUCUGAUGUUUCAGGACUUUCUGCAGCUGGAGGACAGAAGGAGGAGCUGAGAGUUGUUGGAGAAAACAUCACUCUGCCAGACUCCAUCCUGGAGAAUGGGUUUCUGUCAAUAAAUGGAAGAAUCAUAGCUUUAGUAAGAAAAGGAGAAUUUGGGAUAGAAGACCACUCCUAUGUGGACAGAGUCCACUGGAACAAACAAACUGGACUCUUUACCAUCACAGACCUGCAGAUCAGCGACUCAGGAGAUUACAACAUCAACUUUAACAUGGAGCCUGUUUACAGUUUCUCUCUCUGGCUCCGAGUGUUUGGAGCCUCUCCGACGUUUGCUCUCCGCUUUAAACUCUGCUGCUUCUGCCUUUGGUCUUCCUCUUCUUUCUGCCUCCAGCACUCAGCUGUGACCUCUGACCUCAGCCCCCCAAACAGACUUUCUGCAGCUGGAGGAGAGAAGAUGGAGGAACUGAGAGCAGUUGUUGGAGGAAACAUCACACUGACAGACUCCAUCCUGCAGAGAGGGUUUCUGUUAUUUAAUGGAAGCAACAUGGCUUUUGUAACAAAAGGAGAAUUUGAUAUUGAAGACAAAACCUAUGAGAACAGAGUUCACUGGAACAAACAAACUGGACUCUUUUCCAUCACAGACCUGCAGACCAGCGACUCAGGAGUUUAUAAACUGGAGUCUAAAACGGAGUUUGUUCUCAGCUCCUAUCAGCUCAGAGUGUUUGAGCGGGUUCCCGCCCCUGCGGUGCGGCGGCUGAACAGCAGCUCUGAGGGCUGCUGGCUGCUGUGCUGGGUGGGGAGGAACACCAGCCUGUGGUGGCAGAGAGGCCAGCAGGUCCUGACCCACAGCAGCUCUGCCUCCUCUCUGCUUCUGCCUGUGGACACACGGGACUUCAGCUCCUCUCUCAGCUGCGUGGCCUCCAGCCCUGCAGAGAACAAGACGGUGCAGGUCAGCGGGGCCACGUCAUGCGCUCUGAACCCGACGGGAGACCCGGAGAACAGGCACACUCCGGAUAAACGGUACGGGAACCAGAAACCAGGACCAGGAACCAGGACCAGACUCCAGCCCAUGCACCGGUCUGUGGAAAAGCGUCCACUCACCGAUCCAGAGGAGGAACAGCCUCAUCCUGUUCUCCAUCUCAGGUCAGCUCCAUACGCCAGAACCAGCCGCCGCUCCGGGACAGAGACGGUCUGCUCCCCUCCGCUGCUCGCUGCUUCUGGCUCUGUUUGUCCCACCCUCUUUCUGCCAUCUGAGGGGAGGGAACCGAAGCUUUGA